CCAAAGACUCGCCCGAACAAAACACAACAAAACAAAACACUACUCUCCUCCUAAAGUCUAAACUCACUAAGAUUUGAUCAGCAGUAGCAGUAAUGGCUCUGUUUGCUUCAGUCAAAAUCUGUCCACUUUCUAUAUCAUCAACCCCAAUACGUCGACGUACCAGCUUCCAAUCUCCUGUGGCUACUCUAAGUUCAUCAUCUUCUUCACAUGAAUCAGUAACUCCACUGCAAGCUACCAGUAGUAGUGGUACUGCUACUACAUCCCAUGAUGCUUCAAAGAACCCUUCAAAGCCGCCUUUUGUGGAGUCUUCUAGCUUCAACUAUGCAAUUCCUAAUAAUCCAGGUGGCAGCAACCCAGUUGUCCAGUUCGUUCGCGCUACUGAAUCGAAUAUUGAAAGGAUAAUUUUUGAUUUCCGGUUCCUGGCACUUUUUGCUGUUGCAGGUUCAUUGGCUGGUUCACUCUUAUGCUUCUUAAAUGGCUGUGUUUACAUUGUUGAUGCAUACAAAGUUUAUUGGUCAAGCUGUUGUAAAGGAAUUCACACAGGACAAAUGGUUCUAAGAUUAGUUGAAGCUAUUGAUGUUUAUCUUGCUGGAACUGUGAUGCUCAUUUUCGGGAUGGGCUUAUACGGAUUAUUCAUCAGCAAUGUGCCUCCUGAUGUUUCUCCCGAAGUCGAUCGAGCCCUGAAAGGCUCUUCCUUGUUUGGAAUGUUCGCACUAAAGGAGAGGCCGAAAUGGAUGAAAAUCUGCUCACUAGAUGAACUGAAGACAAAAGUAGGACAUGUGAUUGUUAUGAUUCUUUUAGUGAAGAUGUUUGAGAGGAGCAAAAUGGUGACAAUAGCCACUGGCUUGGAUCUCUUAAGCUAUUCUAUUUGUAUUUUCUUGUCAUCUGCUUCUCUUUACAUCCUUCACAAUCUGCAUAAGUAAGAUUCUCAUUAACAUUACAUAAUGUGAUUAAUAUAGAUUUACUUUAAUUUUUUUCCUGUAAUAUAACUCUGUAAUUAUCACUGGAAUACAAAUGUUUGCUGAACGAUAUUGCAGACUGUAGCAUUAUAAGAACUUUUACUGAGAGAAUGUAUCUUCUUUUAGAGAUA
Mercurialis annua (annual mercury) is the source of this 1090-nucleotide messenger RNA. RefSeq lists its product as uncharacterized. The transcript has 5 exons. The record is from RefSeq and is a predicted model, not a curated record. NCBI's taxonomy places the organism in Eukaryota, Viridiplantae, Streptophyta, Magnoliopsida, Malpighiales, Euphorbiaceae. The coding region runs from base 93 to 923 and encodes 276 amino acids.